Misgurnus anguillicaudatus (oriental weatherfish) is the source of this 2965-nucleotide messenger RNA. Its product is annotated as von Willebrand factor A domain-containing protein 5A. The record is from RefSeq and is a predicted model, not a curated record. Lineage: Eukaryota; Metazoa; Chordata; Actinopteri; Cypriniformes; Cobitidae.
GCAUGGAGGAGAACACCCUCAAAUCUGCAGCUAUUGAACGUAGUGGCGCGCAGGCUGUAUUCUUCUGGAUUAUUUUGUGUAUUUUUACAUGCUAACUUCUAAGGAUAUGUUCACGUUAAUAAUUAGAAAUUCAUCAGAUUUUCUUGAUUUUUUUCGCUUGUUGUCGUCCGUUGACCAGUGAAGGGUUUUAAAGGCAGGAGAUUCAGAAUGAUGGACUGCUGUGGUCUCGUGACUGAACAAAAGCUGCCAGUUCCUCUGAAGAGCAUCAGAGUUGAGGUGCAGGUGAAGAGUCAUGUAGCUACAGUCACCUCCACUCUGCAGUAUGUGAAUGAGGAAGAGCGCCACCUGGAGGCCUUGUUUGUGUUUCCUCUGCCUGCUGAUGCUGCUGUCUGUCACUUCAGUGCCAAGAUCGGAGAUCAGGAGAUUGUGGCAGAGGUUCAAGAUAGAGAAACUGCGAGGGAUCAGUAUGAUGAUGCUGUGAGUUCGGGUCAGCAGGCGUUCCUGUUGGAAGAGAGUGAAGAAAGUUCUGAUGUGUUCAGACUGAGUGUUGGGUGUCUGUCACCGGGUCAGAACGCUGACAUCACCAUCACAUACAUCACUGAGCUCUCUGUGCAGGCCGACCACUCGCUGCGCUUCUGUCUGCCUGCUGUACUCAACCCCAGAUACACACCAGCAGGUUCAGAUGCUGGAAUAGUUUCAGAGAUUUCGUCAUGUGACUCUGUUCCCUACACUUUGACUCUUAGUGUUCAUGUGAGCUCUCCAAACCCCAUCUCCAAACUAGAGUCCAACUGUACUCUGGAUCCUCUUGUGUUCCUCAACUCUGAUCACACUGAGGCAACGGUGAAUCUGAGUUCUGGUCACAAGUUUGAUAAAGAUGUUGAGUUGUUUCUGUACUAUCAGAAUACCCAUCAGCCCACUGCUAUAGUGGAGGCAGGAGUGACCACUGCAAAACCAGGUUCUCUGAUGAGUGAUCCAGUGGUGAUGAUGAGUUUGUACCCGGAAUUCCCAAAGGAAGUGAUGUCAUCAUUAGCAACUCAAGGCGAGUUUAUUUUUGUGAUGGACAGAUCAGGCAGUAUGGACUGUAGGAUGCAUUAUGGGAAAGGAGCAAAGACGCGCAUACAAAGUGCAAAGGCAACUCUGAUCCUGCUGUUGAAGAGUCUGCCAAUGGGCUGUUACUUCAAUAUCUAUGGAUUUGGCUCUCGCUUUGAGGGUUUUUCCCCCUUUAACAGCGUUGAGUACAAUGAGGACACAAUGGUACAGGCACUGAAGACGGUCAAUGAAAUGAGAGCAGACUUGGGCGGCACAGAGAUUUUAUACCCUCUAAAACACAUCUUCCGUCUGCCCUGUUACCCUGAACACCCCAGACAGUUGUUUGUCUUCACUGAUGGAGAGGUGGAGAACACUAAAGAGGUUCUGGAUCUUGUGAAACUUCAUGCUGAAUCUCAGAGGUGUUUCUCAUUCGGGAUUGGUGAGGGUGCAAGUACCGCCCUCAUCACAGGAAUGGCCAAAGAGGGAUCUGGACACGCCCAGUUCAUCACAGGCACAGACCGCAUGCAACCCAAAGUGAUGGAGUCUCUCAGGUUUGCUCUUCAGCCUGCAGUGAACAAGAUCUCAGUACAGUGGAAAGUACCAGAUGGCAUUACUGUUGACACGCUGUCUCCACCCAUCAAUGCGAUCUUCCAGGGUCAAAGGUCACUCAUUUAUGCCCAACUUAAAGGACAGAGUUCAGAAAGCUCUGAAGGAUCAGUGAUAGUUCAAUACAACCUGAAAGAUCAACCAGUAACAAACCAGCUUCACUUCUGCCUUAAACCAACUGAGGACACUGGGUUGUCCGUCCACCAUCUAGCGGCCCGGUCUCUGAUUCGCUGUCUGGAGCAGGAGGAGAAGAAACCAUGUGCAAAGGUGGAUGAUAUCAGGAGGAGGAUGGUGGAGAUCAGUGUUGAAGCAGGAGUGAGCAGUGUUCAUACAGCCUUCAUUGCCAUUAAUAAAAACAACAGGGAGAUUGUGAAAGGAGGACCACUGAUACAGCGAAGAGUACCAAUACAAGAGAUGACGAGGGAUCAAGUUAACCCUUUUCCAAGGCUGCGUGGUGGAGGAGGCCCGCUGCCGCCUUAUACUCUAGAACAAGCUGUGGCUCAAGCGGUAGAUAUCGAUGAUUGUGAUGUGGAAUUAGAAGAAGAGCCGAGACGUAGUAGUGGACGCAAGAGGAAGGCCGAUUCUGCUUCAUCACAAUCAAAAUCUAAGCCUAAGAUGGGCUCUUCACUCCAGCUUAUUACUCUACAAAAAGCUUCAGGCUGCUGGGAACUGAACGCUGCUUUGGCUCGAGUGUUUGGAAAGACUGAAGAUGAGCUGACCAAUCAGAAACCAGCACAGGUGGAUGGGUCAGUGUGGGCCACUCUUCUGUCUCUCAUCUGGUUAUACGGCUAUAAAAUACAGCAACAGAUUGAGUGGCAGUUUGUGGCCAUGAAGGCGGCGUCAUGGAUCGGCUCUCAGAACGUGGUCAGUCUGUCUCAGUGUGUGUGUGAUGGGAAUCAUCUACUGGGAUGUCAGGUGAAAGAAGAAACUUUGGGAAUCUGAAGACUUCAGUGUUUAUUUACAGUAUUAGUUGUUUGUGUUCCUGUUGUUUGGAAAUAAAUGUAAAGGUUAUAAACCUUUAUAUUAGAGAUAUUAGACACAAUUACAGAAUUGACCUGUAAUACAAAUCUGUCAUCUCUGCUUCUUUAGCUCUCAGUUCUGGGGUUAGUCACUAUAAAAGCUAACUGAUGUUCAGUGUAUUUACUUUCUUUUAUAAUUAAUUUAUUAGUUUGUGGUUUUUUUUUUGUGUUUUCCACAAAAGAAGUUAUUAUACCUAAAUAAAAACUGACAUAUUUUGGAGUUAUGUCUGUUUUAGAGAUGAUUAGAGAUGUUUGACAUAAAGACAUCUGGGAGAAUUAAAGUGUAAAACAAAUCUUUAAACACAGUGAAA